Molecule: messenger RNA, 4445 nt
Organism: Fusarium odoratissimum NRRL 54006
Lineage: Eukaryota; Fungi; Ascomycota; Sordariomycetes; Hypocreales; Nectriaceae
Product: pre-mRNA-splicing factor RSE1
Exons: 4
Coding region: 73-3711 (1212 amino acids)
Biological process (GO): mRNA splicing, via spliceosome
Cellular component (GO): U2 snRNP; nucleus
Molecular function (GO): protein binding; U2 snRNA binding
Source: RefSeq, a predicted model, not a curated record
CUUCGACGCGACACAAUCUGACCUGCCUUUGUCUUUGAAGCCGCGCAGGCUCAUCUGCGCCUAGCCGCAAACAUGGCGACCACGUCGAACAUGUUCUUGUACUCGCUGACGGUUCAGCCGCCGACAAACGUCACGCAAGCGGUCCUGGGCCAGUUCGCAGGCACUAGAGAACAGCUUAUCAUCACUGCUGCUGGCUCGCAGCUCUCCCUACUACGACCCGAUCCAUCCCAGGGAAAGGUGAUUACCCUCCUAUCACAUGAUGUCUUUGGCAUCAUCCGUUCCCUCGCCGCUUUUCGGUUAGCUGGUAGCAAUAAGGACUACUUGAUCAUUGCGUCCGACUCUGGUCGUAUCACAAUCAUUGAGUACCUCCCUGCACAGAACCGCUUUCACCGUUUACAUCUCGAAACUUUUGGCAAAUCCGGUGUACGGAGAGUCAUUCCUGGCGAGUAUCUAGCCUGCGACCCUAAGGGCAGAGCAUGCUUAAUUGCCUCAACUGAGAAGAACAAACUUGUCUACGUUCUCAACCGUAACUCACAAGCUGAGCUCACAAUCUCGUCACCGCUUGAGGCCCACAAACCUGGCGUCCUGGUCAUCUCCAUGGUUGCGCUUGAUGUCGGCUACUCGAAUCCAGUGUUUGCCGCUCUCGAGAUUGACUACUCCGAGAUUGACCAAGACUCGACCGGCCAAGCAAUGGAAGAGUUGGACACUCAAUUGGUUUAUUACGAGCUUGAUUUGGGACUCAAUCACGUUGUGCGCAAGUGGUCAGACCCUGUUGACCCAACAGCCUCAAUUCUGUUCCAGGUCCCUGGUGGAAAUGAUGGGCCUAGUGGUGUGCUCGUGUGCGGUGAGGAAAAUAUCACAUAUCGACACUCAAAUCAGGAAGCGUUCCGUGUUGCCAUCCCUCGUCGACGCGGCGCCACUGAAGAUCCAAACCGCAAGCGCACGAUCGUGUCUGGUAUCAUGCACAAGCUGAAAGGCAGUGCAGGCGCGUUUUUCUUCCUCCUGCAAACAGACGACGGUGAUCUCUUCAAACUCUCGAUCGAUAUGAUUGAGGAUGAGGAAGGCAACCCCACUGGAGAAGUCAAAAGACUCAAGAUCAAGUAUUUUGACACCGUUCCGGUCGCCUCAAGUCUCUGCAUUUUGAAGAGCGGUUUCCUCUACGUUGCUUCUCAGUUUGGUAACUACUCAUUCUACCAAUUUGAAAAGCUCGGUGAUGACGAUGAGGAACUAGAGUUCUACAGUGAUGACUUCCCCGCGGAUCCCAGGGCUUCUUACGAACCGGUUUACUUCCACCCUCGGCCAACUGAAAACUUGGCCCUGGUCGAGAGCAUCCCUGCCAUGAAUCCCCUCCUAGAUUGCAAGGUCGCAAACCUCACUGGAGAAGAUGCACCUCAAAUCUAUACCAUUUGUGGUAACGGCCCCCGAAGUAGCUUCAGGAUGCUCAAGCAUGGUUUGGAAGUCAACGAGAUUGUUGCCUCUGAACUGCCUGGAAUUCCUUCUGCUGUUUGGACGCUGAAGCUGAAUCGCUCAGAACAGUAUGAUGCUUACAUUGUACUAUCAUUUACCAACGGUACGCUAGUCCUCAGUAUUGGCGAGACUGUUGAGGAAGUCAGUGACUCCGGUUUUCUCACAAGUGUUCCAACGCUGGCGGCCCAGCUCCUUGGUGAUGAUGGGCUGAUCCAGGUUCAUCCCAAGGGCAUUCGACAUGUGCGUAAUGGUCAUGUCAAUGAAUGGGCCGCCCCGCAACAUCGCUCCAUUGUUGCUGCUACAGCCAAUGCUCAUCAGGUCGCUGUCGCUCUCAGCUCUGGUGAGAUCGUCUACUUCGAGAUGGAUGCGGACGGCUCACUGGCUGAGUAUGAUGAAAAGAAGGAGAUGUUUGGUACCGUUACUUGCCUAAGCCUGGGUGACGUCCCCGAGGGACGAUUAAGAAGUUCAUUCUUAGCCGUCGGUUGUGACGAUUGCACUGUCCGCAUUCUAAGCCUGGAUCCAGAGUCGACUUUGGAAAACAAGUCAGUUCAGGCUCUUACGGCUGCUCCAACAUCGCUAGCAAUCAUCGCAAUGGAUGACUCCUCGUCGGGCGGUUCUACCCUCUAUCUCCACAUCGGUUUACACUCCGGUGUCUAUCUCAGGACAGUUCUUGACGAAGUCACUGGUGAGUUGACAGACACGCGCCAAAAGUUCCUCGGUCCCAAGGAAGUCCGACUUUUCCAGGUCACAGUUCAAGGCAAGACAUGCGUGCUUGGUCUAAGCUCCAGGCCUUGGCUUGGUUACGCAGACCCGAUCACAAAAGGUUUUGUAGUGACGCCCUUAAACUACGUCGACCUUGAGUGGGGUUGGAACUUCAGUAGUGAGCAGUGCGAAGAAGGCAUUGUUGGUAUCCAAGGUCAAUCAUUACGAAUUUUUAAUAUCGAUCGGCUUGGCGAUACACUCAUCCAGAAAUCAAUUCCUUUGACUUAUACCCCGAAGAAACUUGUAAAGCAUCCUGAUCAGCCUCUCUUCUACACUAUCGAGGCAGACAACAACACUUUACCACCUGAGUUACGUGCACAACUUUUGGCAGACCCCAAAAUCGUCAACGGUGAUUCUAGAGUGCUCCCACCUGAAGAUUUUGGCUAUCCCAAAGGUACACGUCGAUGGGCAUCUUGCAUUAAUGUGAUAGAUCCACUGUCCGAGGAAGGACAGGUUGUGCAAACGAUUGAUCUGGAGAACAAUGAAGCAGCCGUCAGUGCAGCCAUCGUGUCUUUUUCAAGCCAAGAUAACGAGAGCUUUUUGGUAGUUGGUACCGGCAAAGACAUGGUGGUCAAUCCUCGCAGCUACAGCGAAGGAUAUCUACACAUUUACCGAUUUCAAGAUGGGGGGCGAGAACUUGAAUUCAUUCACAAAACCAAGAUUGAAGAACCACCUCUAGCUCUUUUGGCUUUUCAAGGAAGAGUAGCUGUUGCAGUUGGUACACAGUUGCGUAUAUAUGAUCUUGGCAUGAGACAGAUGCUCCGCAAAUCUCAGGCUGAAGUAGCAGCGCAGCAGAUCGUGUCGCUGAACACCCAGGGCAGUCGAAUUAUUGUUGGUGAUGUUCAGCAGGGCGUAACCUACGUGGUAUACAAGCCUGCGUCGAACAAACUCAUUCCCUUUGUCGAUGAUACCAUCGCAAGGUGGACCACAUGCACGACCAUGGUAGAUUACGAGUCGGUGGCCGGCGGUGACAAGUUCGGAAAUAUGUUCAUUGUCCGCUGCCCUGAAAAGGCCAGUGAAGAGGCUGACGAGGAGCAAACGGGCUUGCAUCUUAUUAAUGCGCGAGAAUAUCUUCACGGUACACCUCACAGAGUAAGUCUGAUGUGCCAUUUCUACACACAGGACAUACCAACCAGUAUCACCAAAACGAGUCUGGUAGUUGGUGGGCAGGAAAUUUUGCUAUGGAGUGGUAUCAUGGGCACUAUCGGAGUUUUCAUACCAUUUAUCAGUCGUGAAGAUGCGGACUUCUUCCAGAAUCUCGAACAACACCUAAGGACCGAGGACCCCCCGCUCGCCGGACGAGAUCAUCUCAUGUAUCGCGGUUAUUAUGCUCCUGUCAAGGGAGUCAUUGAUGGCGAUCUAUGCGAGCGAUACAACCUCUUGCCCAACGACAAGAAGCUUAUGAUUGCCGGCGAAUUGGACCGAUCGGUCCGAGAGAUCGAGCGGAAGAUUUCUGAUAUUCGUACACGGUCUGCAUUCUGAUGAAGGAAAAGUGGUAUCUUUAGUAUAUCCUAUGAAGCCAUUGUACAAAACUUGAAGUGUUUGGGUUGUUGGCGGCGUUAACGUACAGGGCUAAAAGUCCCUGUCUUGGAAGAAAACAGGUAAUCAACGAACCGAAGCGUGUGUUUAGAACCGCGACGCGGUACGAACCAUGAAUCUAAUAAUCAAUCCAAAGCUCGAUCAGAGUCCUCUCCAAAACGGGCCACGGUUCUUAUAUUUGUCGGCCUUCUUACUUUUGCCAGAGGCUGGAUUGUCUUGCUCCCAUUUUUCAUCGUCCAAAUAUGCUGUAACAGCGUUCUCAAGAUCAUAGCUAGAUUGUUCCAAGUACAGCACAGCGAUGUCAUAGUCGGAGACUUUGCAGGAUGUCAUGAAGCGGCGAAUCUUGCCCUUCCUCAGCUCCUCAUCUUCGCCCUCGACGGGCCGUGGUGAGAGACUAACUCCGCCCUUGUAAUACUCGCCAGGAAUCAACACUGUUCGUCUUCCGAGAAUCAAGUGGUCGCUCGUGAUGUUAUUACUUCGCCGCAGAGCAUGAGUGGGCACGCCGUACCGAAGAGAUAAGGAGCUGACGCUGUCAUGGCGAUGGUCAAGGAAAUGCAGGAUAUCCGGAGCAUCUUCUUUUAUAACAUCUUGCGCCAACGCUGCCUUCUCAUCGUCGACAUUCGGCGUAGGUGAGGCUGCUGAGUAUGGUGGCGGCGCGCCGGAGAUAUGUGCAGUCC